Peniophora sp. CBMAI 1063 is the source of this 234-nucleotide messenger RNA. NCBI's taxonomy places the organism in Eukaryota, Fungi, Basidiomycota, Agaricomycetes, Russulales, Peniophoraceae. The record is from the annotation of a GenBank genome assembly.
AUGUCCAAAGCGUCUCAGCCUGAACUCAAAAAGUUCAUGGACAAGAAGUUGUUCAUCCACCUUCAGGGCGGCCGCAAAGUCAGCGGCACAUUACGCGGAUACGACCUCUUCCUCAAUCUCGUCGUCGAGGACGCGAUCGAGGAGACUACUCCCACCCAGAAGCAUCCCAUAGGCACUGCCGUUAUUCGUGGUAACAGCGUAACAUCCAUGGAGUCCCUAGAGGCUAUGCGGUAG